UAGCAACUGUGUAAGCUAGUGAUAGCAUCCGAAGACGGGCCAUGGCGAAUACAUCUGUCGUGUUGUACCACUACGAUGCGUCGCCUUUCUCGACUAAGGUUAAGAACAUGCUCUUGGUCAAAGGCAUCCCCCACAAGCUUGUCGCGGUCCCCAUACAACUUCCUCGCCCCGAGAUCACUGACCUCCUCGGGUUGACCUACCGACGCAUACCCAUUGUCGCCAUCGGGAACGACAUAUACUGCGGCACGGAUCUCAUCGCGUCCGUCCUCGAGCGCCGCUUCCCGUCUGCUGCAGGCUACAAGCCGCUCUUCCCGCCGCGCGCGGGAGGCGGCAGGACCGACGCCACGCUCGCAAAGCUGCUCGACCGCUACUGGGUGGGCGACGCGCUCUUCUCGCUCCUCGCGAACAGCCUGCCGUAUGCCAAGUUUGACGCGAAGUUCAUCGAAGACCGCCAGCAAUGGCGAGGGGGCAAGAUCGACGCGAAGGCGCUCGCGGAGAAGCAGGGCCACCGCAGCAGCGCGAUCGCCUCGCACCUGGCGUUGAUUGAGGAGCAGCUCGCAGACGGGCGUCAGUGGCUGUUGGACACAGAGAGCAUCGGCUUGGUGGAUGUGUCGGCACAGGUGUUCUUCACCUGGGCACGAUUGUUCAAAAAUUUGAGAGAGAUUUUCAGUGCCGACGCUUUCCCGCAAACCCUCGCCUGGAUCGAUCGUGUGGCCAAGCAUAUCAAGGAAGCACAAAAGAGCAACGCUGCGACCCCCGAAAAGUUGACGGCAGAGGACGCAGCGAAGCUGAUCGCUUCUGCUUCACACGAGGAUGAGAAGUCGGUCGGCUUCGAGGCCGUCGAGGCCGCUCGAUUGAGCGUGAAAUUGGGUGACAUGGUAUCGGUCUGCCCCACGGACAGCGGGAAAGUGCCUACAAUCGGGCGGCUCCUGGCACUAAACCGAGAAGAGUCCGUUGUGGAGAUUAAGGGGAAGGCGGGCAUCUUCCGCUGCCACUUCCCAAGGCUGGAAUUUGCUGUGCAGCCCACACAGCCCACCGCUAAGCUUUAGGCCUGGUAUUGGUCAUGCUUACAUCUCACCACUGGAUUGAAUGGAAGAUAUAUGUUACGACCAGAGUUGCCAUGUACGGAUUGCCAUGUACGCGAUGCAACUUAGAUCCACGAAUGGCGACUU
Messenger RNA from Phanerochaete carnosa HHB-10118-sp, 1172 nucleotides. RefSeq lists its product as uncharacterized. The transcript is spliced from 6 exons. The record is from RefSeq and is a predicted model, not a curated record. Bases 42 to 1049 code for a protein of 335 amino acids. NCBI's taxonomy places the organism in Eukaryota, Fungi, Basidiomycota, Agaricomycetes, Polyporales, Phanerochaetaceae.